UGGUUGUGUGUCAGUUUCGCUGGGACCCGCGGUCGAUGCCGGCGAGGAGGGGGAUGGGCGCCUCUGCGAAUGUGAGGACCGAGACAGAAUCAGAGCUCUGUAUCACAUACAGCAGCUUAUGCCCCAUUAUAAAUAGCGAUUGUAAAUAUACAAGACACUAAAAUAAACUGAUGUAUUUGCCGGGGAUCUAAUAUAGAUACUCAAUGGAUGCAGUGCACGUGAACAGCACUGGGAAUUUAACUUUCCGUCUAUGCGUGGGAGACCCUGAGAAGUUUGUUUCCUAACCCUGGAGAGGGAGCCACUUAUAAGGGCAAAGGAUACAGGAGACUCCGAGGCCGAUAUACAGGCCUACUGGUCUGAUUGGAAUUGAUGUUGGGAUGCGCUAAGGACUUCCUACUGUACAUUAUAUUACCUCGUUUAUACAAGUUUGGAAUGCCUCUUUAGGUCCCCCAUGACCGUGAGCCGUGGGCUACGGCUCGGCGGCACCCCACCUCUGGAGUGGUCUGUUGCUGUAAUUGGGACCCUGUGAUUCCUCGCUUCACCUCUCCUCCUUCCCCUAUCCCAUCCUGUCCCCCCCCUUCCCCUCCCCUUCCUCCCCCCUCUUCCCCCCCUCCCACGCGUCGCUGUGCUGGACGUCAUGAGCAUAGUAAUCGCUCUGGGAGUCACCACACCUGAAACGUCUUAUUCAGAUAUGGCUGCUGGAUCAGACCCUGAGUCAGUUGAAGCAAGCCCUGCGGUGAAUGAGAAAAACUACAACAACCACAGCUGUGGGAGCGCACAGAGUCAUGGGUAUCGGGGGCUACCAUAUGCUAUGCAACAGUCUUCCGUUGUGUGUUGUCAGGAUCACAACUAUGGCGCGCCCCCUCCCCCAACCCCACCCGCCUCCCCGCUCUCCCAAACCAUCAUUCCCCGUAUGGAUCUCAACGGCGUGGUACGCAGCUCUCACUAUCACGAUACUACUGAGGACAACUCGGCCGACAGCGACAGCUCCUCAGAGGAGGAUGGGGCCUCCUGGUGUCACUGCAACCUGACGCCGGACGGCCUGCUCAUCAAAUGUGACAACUGCAGGGGACUGGACAGAAGGAAAGGAGUAAAAGGCCAACACAGGAAAAAAACAGAAAAUGUCUCAGCUGGAGAGAGUAGCGCAACAGAGAGUGGUGAUGAAGAGGUGUCACCCUCCACCAUCUCCUAUACUGCUACCCAGCACACACCAACCAGCAUCAAACUCACUGUCAACAGAGUCAAAAGGAGCAAAUCGAAAAAGAGGAAGAAGAGCACGGAGAAGGCCCGUGGAACACAGAAGGCCAAGAAGAUUAAAGCUUUCAGAGAGGGUUCUAGGAAGUCUAUGAGGAUGAAGAACUCUACCACAGAGGCUAGUGUGUUGGAUGAGAACACAGAAGAGGGAUGGGAGAGCAGGAUCCGCCAGUGGACAGACCAGUAUGAGGAGGCUCUUGCCAACCAGUACAGCGCAGAUGUGCAGACACUGCUCCAGCUUCACCGAUCAACCAGUGCCACCAUCUCAAAGGGCGAAAGUGGUGCCAUGACACCUGCUUCAACCACACAGAUACAUGCCUCAAUGGAUGCUAUGGACACCAUCAACCGCACUGAGCUGACCUGUAACAAUACAGUUCUGGGCUCACAGAUGCAGCUCCAGCUUGGCCGAGUAACACGGGUGCAGAAACACAGGAAGAUCCUCCGAGCAGCAAAGAACCUGGAGCCGGACACGCUCAUUAUUGAAUACCGGGGAAAGGUCAUGCUCAAACAACAGUUUGAAGUCAAUGGGCACUUCUUCAAAAAACCCUACCCUUUCGUGCUGUUCUACUCAAAAUUUAAUGAUGUAGAGAUGUGCGUUGAUGCCAGGACUUUCGGAAAUGAUGCCCGCUUCAUCAGGAGGUCUUGUACACCCAAUGCCGAGGUCCGGCAUAUGAUCGCUGAGGGCAUGAUCCAUCUGUGCAUCUAUGCCGUCAGGCAAAUCAUGAAAGACGCUGAGGUCACCAUUGGAUUUGACUACGAGUUCAAUAGCUGUAAUUACAAAGUGGACUGUGCCUGCCAUAAAAGCAACCAAAACUGCCCAGUGCAGAAGCACAACCUGAGCCCUAGGGAUAGCUUGGUGAGUCCCCCUUCCCUGCCGCCUCUUUCCCCUCUGAUUGGUGCUGAGACACGAAGGAGAAAAGCACGAAGGAAAGAGCUGGAGGGCAGUCUAGCUGCUGAUGGAAACCAGAUGCUGGAGCAGCAGCAACAGGACACCAGCGAUCUACAGGGGACCAGUGACACAGAGGAGAGACUGACAGAUGAGGUUAAGGUGGAAGAGGGGGACGAAGGAGAAGUUGAUGAAAAUGGGGUCAUCUCCAAUAAAAAAUCUCUUAACAUCCUCGAAAGAAGAAGGAGAAGAAUAGGAGGAGCUGAAGUCAAGGAGGAGGGUUUAGAAAGUGAGGAUGGGGCAGGAAACCCCACAGGGAACUCCUCCAUCCCCCAACACACUGGAGUUGGGGUCAGCACGCGACGCACCACCUAUGUUGUGGAAGCACCAUCUAUUGAAGAAAAACCCUCCCUCCCCAACCUGCCUGCCCCUGUUGCUCCCCCUAAACCCAUAAAACCCACCAAGCCUCGUCCUAAGAGUCGAAUAUCUCGCUACCGGUCAAGCUCAUCCCAGCGUGCCCGACGGCAACGCCAAGCCCUCGCCCAACAAGCUGCAGCAGCUGCAGCAGCAAGGGCAACAACACCAACAUCAGCAGAUCAGGGUGCUGCUGUGGACGAGGAGGGAAGUCAGGGUGCAUACGGUGCUGAACACAGCCACGGGGAGAGCAGCCUGGGUGGUCAUCUUGUAGAUGGAGAUGGCCAAGGCCUUAACUGCAUGAACAGAGGCAAUCUGCGGUACCCCAAGACCAAGAAGUACCUGGUGACAGAAUGGCUAAAUGACAAAAUUCCUGGAGGAGAGAGAAUUCACCAGGAGGUACCUGUUGAGCGCCCACUGCGGAUAACCACUGACCCCACAGUUCUAGCCACCACGCUGAACAUGCUUCCAGGUCUCUCUCAGUCAUCACUCAUCUGCACCACACCCAGACACUACAUCCGCUUCGGUUCCCCGUUCAACCCAGAGAGACGCCGGCCCCGUCCGCUCCAAAUGGACGGCACUUACGGCUGCUACAAAAAGAGAUGGAUCAAACAGGUGGAAGAUGAGAGCUGCUCGGCCAGUGUGGAGGAUGGCACAGAGUCCACCUCCUCCCAGCAAAGUACCAGUAGCAGAUCCACGCCGAACCCCCUAUCCAGUGAACUCACCGCACCUUUUAAAAAGCGUCGCUCCAAGUAUAUUACAGAAAUAACACCAGCACCCUCGGACCACCUGCUUCGCCCGCUAUCACCCAUCACGCCUCCACUUCCAGAGGACUCCCUCCACCCACUGCUCCAGACUCCCUGUGGCUCCCUUCUGCCCAACGGUCUGGCCUAUUCACCUAUGCCCUCACUGCCUGCCAGCCGCUGCAACACACCGUUGCAGUUUGAAAACAUAUCAUCCCCUGAGGCAUCUCCUGUCCAUCGUCCCGAGUCCAUAUCCCCUGAGCCAUGUCUUCAGACAGACUUUGAUGCCUCUCGGCCGCAGUUCCCAGACCUGUCACUCCCCUCCAACAUGGAGAGCCCUGUUGCCAUGACCUCGGACGAUUUUUCCCAAUCUGGAGGAACUGCAGGCCAAGAUUCGCAGGGCCCAUCUUCUGUAGGGACCAGUUCCCUAAACCCACUGUCAUGCCCUUCUUCGGACAUAAACCCCCAAAACAGGGAGCAGGCCUUCAGGACAGAGUUUAAUCUCAUAUAUACCUGCUCUCCCCUCAACGCAAACCUGGGCAACCCGACAGCCACCGACCGACACCUCUCCCAGUCAGAAGGGGGAUUUUCACCUGCAGAUUCCUUCCACGGUUCCAUAAGCGGCCAGGGCCUGUUUGGAGAAGUGGGUCCCGGGUCCAUGUCACCGUUUGGAGAGCCCCAUUUUGGGGGAGGCUACCCUGACAAUGGCACACCGCCUCACACCAGCAAUCCGCCACAAAAAAAGAAGAGGGCCAACCAGCAUACCAUUAGUCUGCUGACAGGGAAGCCAGAUUACCAGGCAAUAGCUGUAAGAAGUGAAUACAAGCCAGUACAAAAUAUGGUGUCUUUGCUGGAAUACCGCAAGAGAAAGCAGGGCAGUGGUCGUGACUCGGAGCCAGCCAGCAGCAGCUCCUCUCUGGGUGGCACCCCCACACAGCCUGGCUCCCACUACAACAAGGAGUCCCAUCAUCCUCAUAACCAUCAGCAGAUGCCGCUUCCAGCAUCUCCACACAGCACCUUCUCAUCCUCAGCACACUCCACCUCAGUCCCACACAUAGAGGAAGUCAGUCCUCCGGAGCACCAGGGCUUGUCAGUGCAGUCCAGACGCCAGGACAGCAACAACCAGUGGAUGGUCCCCACUACUGUUGAGCGUCUGAGGGAAGGCCAGGGGGUUCUAGAGCGAGUGCUGAGAAGCUUCAAGGUGGACCGGAGUUACAAGAGGAGUGAAGGCUCCAUAGAGAAGGAAUCUGAUGUAGAUCGAUAUGAGAUGCAGGCAGUGUCCAUGGCUUCUUCCACAAAAAGUCCACACAGAUACAGCCCCUCUGUUUACUCUCACCAGGCCACAGAAAGCCACAGACAGACUGACAGCCCGUUGUUCCUCCAGCAAACCUCCAGCUCUCCAUUCCGGUGUUCCUACAGUCCAUCAUCAGGCCAGAACGUCUACCAGCGCCUCUCCUCUUCCCACCAAGGACACGCCCAGGACCACCCCCCAGCCUCAUACUCAAGCCCCACCCCGACUUCCUCAACAGACUCCAGGCCAGCGACAGGCUCUCUACACCAGCAGAGUGGUAGCAGUAGCGCGGACGGAGCCCACAGCUACAGCAGCAGCCACUUAAAAGCCAGCCUUUUGAACAGCAGCGGUCUGGUGGGGGCUGCUACCCCAGGAUCCCGGGUCCAUGGGCAGACUAAAACAGACUCUGGUGCUCAGGCCUCCAAAGGGAGUCAGCAUCAGGCACCUCGCAGCCUGAAGUCAGGCAGCCCAGGUCAGGCAGUGCUGCAGGCUGGCCCCAGACUGCUGUCGGCCUCUGGACCGACACACUACCCCCAGCGAGGGACGAACCUCAGUCAGUUCCAGCACUCUUCCCUCCAGGGAUCCGGAGUAAGGACACAGUCAGGAAGCUUUUAGGACCUUGUUCGUGUGUGUGUGUGUGCGUGUGUGUGCGUGCGUGAGUGAGUGUGAGCUGUGCAUCUCCUCAACCCCUGAGGCUGCAGUACAACAGGGAUCAGGAGUUUGGAGAAGGCAAAUGUACAGACCUAAGAGGAGCAAGGACUUGUUUGAGAAUUUGUCCCGUAUUAUUUUCUGUCUUUUCUUUUUUCUUUCUUUCAGAAGAAUAAAAAAUAAUUAGCACAUCCUGCACAAAGAUAAAUCAUUGACUUUGGACAUUAUUAGUGAAUCAGAGGGAAAAAGUGAUUUGGAUGACACGUUCAGAGAAAAAGAAAAAACAAAGAAAUCAUAUGUAAGUUGAAAUUGUUGUUCCUCGAGAGGCUCGAUAAUGUCAGAAAUGAAAACCUUCCAGGCAAAUGUCUGUACAAAGUUCUACAAGGCCACACCUGUGGUCACUGUGGUAUCCAGGUUGGAGAAAUGCUGAAAUGCAUAUGUAACUAAAAGCAAGAGUUAUAGCUUAAAUUUCUUGUUUGUUUUGGUCGAAGUUACUUGAUUCGGCAAAUGGCCGAGUCUGUGCUGCAGUAAUUGUUUAAUUUGGUAAAGGGGGAAGACGACCUGUUAAUCAUCCGUUAUAUAGAUGCAUUAGAGAGACGGGGAGUUUGAGCUCUCCCUAAAAACUAGGAUCAUUCCAUAUAAUUACCAGCUUCCGUUUUCUCAAACAUGAAACCAGCCCAUUUCCCCCUCAGCGACCCAGCCUGCCUUGGUGUUAUCUUCUGUUCUCUCACCUCACUGGACUGUUUGGGUUUCACUUUAGGACUGCUCUGAUAUCAUACUUGAGAAAUACAGCUCUUUUGAUUCAUGGUGCUGCAUGUUUUGUUUUUUUGUUUGUUUUUGUUACGAUAAGUUUAUAAUCCAGUUAUGUUCCACCCCACAAGGCUGCAUUCAUCGUUUUUGUUCUCCAAAUCUAUACACUCGUGCAGGAAAAAAGUUUAUUAGUGGGACUAUAUUUCUAAGCCAAGCUGUUGGGUUUUCAUAUUGCAGAAUUUGUUUGUUUGUUUUUUUUCUCUUGUCUGACCAAUCGUUGCAUUCCGUGUGACGCUGAGGGAAAUCAGGGGCGAGGAUCUCCGAGGGAGCAUUUGGAUUGUUUCUAAAACCUAGGUGAAAAAAAAAGCUGCUAUCCUCUCCUGUUGGAGCUGCUUCCCUUUCCACUGAAUGCUGUAUUUUGUUUGAAUUUUUUUCCUUUUUAAAUACCAACACAUACUGACUUGUGAAGAAAGCGAUGGUCCCCCGUCGGCCGCAGCAGGACCUAAGACUAAUGUCAAGGCGACAAGGGUGGCCGCCUGCUCCCUCACGUUUUUCAUUUAGGACCGGAUGUGGGGAAAAAUGGCCGCGUUUGCGUGGACGACUUCACAGACCAAGGGGGCCAGUUGUGCAACUGGACACCACCACACACCCACCCACCACUACAACCCACCACCCUCUCCCCUCACUAACACACAGGAGGGUACUCAUUUUACAUGAAUGUUUGACAGAUAUGGAAAAAAAUAAAAGUUGUGACCCAAAAUUAACCAGCACCUUAAACUGAAAGAUACGACCUAAAAAACACAAUAGGACAUUAUGUAUGAUUAUGUGUACUUGUAUAGAAAGAAAUGUGAUAUAGACUUGUAUGGAGAAAAUAUCGUACACUGAAUUUACCGCAUGAUCUCUGUUUGUAGGGUCUGAGUGACCACCUUUUGUCAGAUGGAUGGAAGCAAAUCAUUGGGUCUGUUCUGGGGUUCCUCCAAAAACCAGGCGCUGCGUUCUUUCUGUUGUUUUUGUAAAGAUCCUUCUGUUGGUUUGCUUUUAUUUUUACACAGAUCAUAGUAGUAACUAUUUCAAUUGUUCUCCUCCAGAAGAUUUAAAAAGCAAGAGAUGUAAUGCAUUUUGAUAAUAAAACAAUCAUGAUGGUAAUGUAUUUUGAAAACUACCAUUGUGAUGGCAUCUGAGGGAGACUUCUUGUGUGAUUUGCACCUGUCGAGCUGUCUGAAUGGGAUUUACAUCGGUGGGGCUUGUACGAUUAAAAAUGGUCAAUUUGCUACAGUA
Molecule: messenger RNA, 7264 nt
Organism: Oreochromis aureus
Lineage: Eukaryota; Metazoa; Chordata; Actinopteri; Cichliformes; Cichlidae
Gene: setd5
Product: SET domain containing 5
Exons: 25
Coding region: 638-5203 (1521 amino acids)
Molecular function (GO): protein binding
Source: RefSeq, a predicted model, not a curated record